Molecule: messenger RNA, 1529 nt
Organism: Gracilinanus agilis (Agile Gracile Mouse Opossum)
Lineage: Eukaryota; Metazoa; Chordata; Mammalia; Didelphimorphia; Didelphidae
Gene: HPGD
Product: 15-hydroxyprostaglandin dehydrogenase
Exons: 6
Coding region: 356-1165 (269 amino acids)
Cellular component (GO): cytoplasm
Molecular function (GO): oxidoreductase activity, acting on the CH-OH group of donors, NAD or NADP as acceptor
Source: RefSeq, a predicted model, not a curated record
GUGCCUGGGAUGGGAGGGAGAGGGUGGGGACCUGGGGAAACCGAAGGUCUUAGAGGCAGUGGAGAAAACAAGAGAGACUAAUCAUACCCUUUUUUGGUCCUCAUGGACAAAUAUCACUCCCAUACACUGCCUCUCCUCACUCCUGCUCACACGGUUGCCCCAGGAUGCAACGGAGAAUGAUUUGAAAGAGAGCGUGUUUCCCAAAGCACUUCACAAACUUAAAAGAGCUCCCUGAAUGUCCUUUAUUAGUCCCAAGUAGAGAUUCCCUUACUUUGGGCUGGAAGCUUUAGUGUUUAGUAAAAACAGAAAGCUUGUAAUCACCUUCCAGAAGUGAACUCCUAAGUAGCUUCUACCAAUGCGCUUCUUUGUGUCCCUGGUGCCCUCCCUUCUGCUAUUUAUCCACUCAACACAUAAACUGUUCCCUUCCCCCUCCCAACCCCGUCUCUGUUCUCAACAGGUAGCACUGGUGGAUCUCAAUCUGGAGGAAGGUGAAAAAUGUAAAGCUGCCCUGGACGAGCUGUUCGAGCCUCAAAAGACGCUGUUUCUUCAGUGUGAUGUAGCAGAUCAGGAACAACUGAGAGAUACUUUUCGAAAAGUUGUUCAACAUUUUGGAAGACUGGAUAUUUUGGUCAAUAAUGCUGGAGUGAAUAAUGAAAAACAGUGGGAAAAAACUGUCCAGAUUAAUUUGGUUUCUGUGAUUAGUGGAACAUAUCUUGGACUGGAGUACAUGAGUAAACAAAAUGGAGGUGAUGGAGGGGUCAUCAUCAACAUGUCAUCUCUGGCAGGACUUAUGCCUACUGCACACCAACCUGUAUACUGUGCUUCCAAACAUGGAAUAAUUGGAUUCACACGUUCUACAGCUAUGGCAGCUAACUAUACGAAAAAUGGUGUGAGAAUAAAUGCCAUUUGCCCGGGUUUUGUUAACACACCGAUUCUUCAGUCCAUUGAAAAAGAAGAGAACAUGGGACAAUAUUAUGAAUACAAGGAUUGUAUCAAAGAUAUGAUGAAAUUUUAUGGAGUCUUAGACCCAUCGACCAUCGCUAAAGGAUUAAUAACCAUCAUAGAAGAUGAUUCUCUAAAUGGUGCAAUUAUGAAGAUCACAACUUCUAAGGGAAUUCACUUUCAAAACUAUGAUACAAUUACGUAUCAUUCUAAUACUCAUUAAACAUUUCACGAAUUGACAACAUCUGAAUAGAAGUACAACUGAUAUAUUCAUGCACUUCUGGAUUUGAUUCAUAGUAUAGAAAUUAUCUGUUUUAAAGAUAUCAUAUAGCUUAAGUCCUUGAGAAAAAUCUAUAAUGAAGAAGAAUUGCAUUUAUGUGAGAAAACGUUAACAUGUUAAUGACAGUUUUACCUUGUGGUCUACCAAGCAUGUGCUUAAUAGUUAUAAAUCUGAUAUGUAGCAUGGGCCAGAGAUUUACAUGGGAACUCUGAGCUCCGAAGACUGUAAAAGGAUGUUGAAAUACUAUUGUGUGUUUUUUUUUAAUCCAGUUAAGUGAUUGGAACACAAAUGAUUUUUUUUUCCCGAA